Molecule: messenger RNA, 2137 nt
Organism: Gadus morhua (Atlantic cod)
Lineage: Eukaryota; Metazoa; Chordata; Actinopteri; Gadiformes; Gadidae
Gene: selplg
Product: selectin P ligand
Exons: 3
Coding region: 272-1294 (340 amino acids)
Biological process (GO): leukocyte tethering or rolling
Cellular component (GO): plasma membrane
Source: RefSeq, a predicted model, not a curated record
UGCACGCGUGUACGUUGAAACCAGUGGGUGACUGCUUCCUGCUAUAGGAAAGCACACACCCAACUCACACCACAAGUAGCAGACUUCUUGAGAACAAGCUUGAUUAUUCUAGGCAGUGUGCACCAUCAGUGCUCUGCUAACUAUCACAGAUUCAGGCAUUUCUACAAUCAACUGCCACCAAAAACAGGAUGUCUCUGGAUAUCUGAAACCAGUUUGCUGUUGCCGAGCUGCCUCAUGGUCCUUCCUCAUAAUGCAGACUUCUCACUGAGCCAUGGGGUCGUUCAACAUCAGGAUGCUUCGGCUCGGGGUUUGGAGCGUCUUCCUCUUGCUCGCGGUGGAGUGUCGCUACACCGUCAGCAGCCCCGACAACCAAACCUCUCCUACAGAUGGAGGGGCGAACAAGACUUCCCUUCCUGCUGAACCGCAGGGGCUACACACCACCAUCAACUCCACUGUGCCUCCUUCUACAAACCAGACCCUGUUUUCUGCCUCCUCUAACAACGGUACGAGAAACACCCCCGCACCAGGAGAGCGCUCCAACACGGGGGCCUCCUCUACCAACGGUACGAUCGCCACCGUCACACCCCCUACCACACCAGCAGUACGCCCAAACACGGGGUCUUCCCCUACCAACGGUACGAUCACCACCGUCACACCCCCUACCACACCAGCAGUACGCCCAAACACGGGGUCUUCCCCUACCAACGGUACGAUCGCCACCGUCACACCCCAUACUAACGGUACCAGAACAAGCGUCCCACCAGGAGAGCACUCCACUCCCCCGGCCUCCUCUACCAACGGUACGAGGAGAAACGCCACACGGUCCAUCAUCCCCACCCUCCCUACCAAUUCAUCAGCGGUUCCCGGCGGAACCACGACGCCGACGCCGAGUACAGUGCCGGUAACCAGGCAACCCUGUCCUACUCCCUCCUCAAAAAACGGGACGGCCCCCCCUCAGCCCGGGGUCCCGGCAUGCGCCAGCAGCCCGAGCGGCGUGGUCAGCCAGUGCCUCGUCGCCAUCGGCCUGCUGGCCGCCGUGCUGACCGUCUUCUUCGUGUGCACAAUGGUGCUCUGCGCCAAGCUGUCGUCCCGGAAGUACAGCUUGGGCGGCCAGCGAGGGACGGAGAUGGUGUGCCUCUCCACCAUGAUGACCAGCCACAACGGCACCGGCAGCCGCCGCGCACACCUGGAGGGCCGCCGAACGCUGCUGACCGGCCCGGAGGACAGCGACGACGACGGAGGAGACAACCUGACUCUCAAUAGCUUUCUGCCGGAAGGCGACCGCAUGGUUUAGGUUAGGGAGGCGGGUUGAGGUUUUGUCCUGCGUGUGCUACGGUCAACGGAUCGACUCGCUCUCCCAUUAUAUUGAUAUUUUUCUAAUGUUUACUGCAUUCCAUCCCCUUUUAAACCUGACAGAGGGUGUUCUUUCUCGACAUGGAAUCAAUAAUUUAUACACAGGAAAGAUCUUGGAUGGAGGGCAUUUCAUUCUUAAACUCUUAUAAUUGGUACAAUUAUUGAAUGUAAGGGAUGGCUGUCAUUGAAAAGUACUUAUUAUUUGUAUCAACUGUUCCUGAAUCAUGUCAACUGUUACCUUUAGUGAGACCAAACCUAAGAUAAGCCAUCUCCGUUUCAGACUGUUGAAGUGUGAAAGUAGUAGUGUGUUAAUGACUGCUGAACGCCCCAUGCUUCAUAGUUGAUGUUUUGUGGUUACUUGUUCUUGCACAUGCGUUCUCCGUAGAGGAAGAGGCACGGAAACCACAAGCACGGAACUAACCAUGCACAGCAUUGACAUCUUCAGGCUCUUUUUACCAAAAACAUUAACUAUACAAUGCUGUGCAUUUGUGUAUUAUCCUGUAUUGUAUUGUAUUGAGUUUAUCGAGUCUAAGAUAUUCUGUUCUAUUAUAUACAAUACAUGUUCAACAUCAAUUUGACAUGUAUCACAAAGUUUGCUUUCCUUUGAAUCAAUUUGCUAAGAGCAACAAUUUGUAGCUGUAGAGGUCAUAAUUAUGAGCUCAAUAUCCUGCCAGGCUUCCUCAAUGUCUGAAUUCAUUUUGACCCCGAACUAAACUGAACAGCAAUUCCUUUCAUGUAGAAAUAAACCCACGCAUGCUGCUUAUAUUACAGCCUUGCAAAAAAA